This is a messenger RNA of Adineta steineri, 1104 nucleotides long. The record is from the annotation of a GenBank genome assembly. Lineage: Eukaryota; Metazoa; Rotifera; Eurotatoria; Adinetida; Adinetidae.
AUGAAUACAACAAUGGGAUCCAACACAACCGUAGCAUCGACACUAACUACGACGACCGAAUACUCUAUGGUUUUUAAAAAUCCAGUUGCAGUUGUUCGAUUCUAUCAGAUUGGAUACACAUUUACGUUUCUACUUGGUUUUCCUGGUAAUAUUGCAAGUUUCAUCACAUUUUCACGACCAACAUUACGAAAAGUAUCAACUGGAUGUUUGUUCAUUGUUUUGGCUAUAUCCGAUACAUUAUAUUUACUUAUGUGUGUAAUUGAUUAUCUUGAAUUUGGUCUAUCGGUUUCUUAUCAACGUCUAUCAUAUGAUGAUUUUUGUCGAUUUCGUACAUUUGUUAUGUGCGUAUCACAAAUAGCAUCAGCAUGGAUAUUAGUAAUAGUUUCACUUGAUCGAUGGAUACGAACACGAUUUCCGUUCAAAUCAGGUUCAUUAUGUACACCAAAAAACGCUUUAUUGACUGUUGGUGUCAUGCUUGUUGUGGAUAUACUUCUCAAUGCUCCACUGAUUACACCAUUGUUUGGGGGAUUUAUACGUGGCUUAGUAAUUGGAGCAUGUGGACCAACGUAUAUCAGUAUAACAUAUGUACUAUUCUAUUAUUACGACUGGAGUAUAAUUCAGAUCUUUACUACUUGUAUAAUACCGGCAACUAUCAUGACGAUACUUAUUAUUGAUAUAUUAAUUAGUACUCGUCUUCGUAGAAAAGCAAUGGCCCGACAAAAUCAAGCAUUGGAUUUAGAUAAAAAUGCACAGCGAAAAAAUGUGCUUCAAAGACAAAUGUUUAUUCUUAUGGUUGGAAGUGUUUGUAUUUUUCUAAUAGCAACACUUCCGGUAUCUAUUUAUAAAAUAGUAUCACCACAUAGUGAUAAUAUAAUCACCGCUUUAUUUCAAAUAGUUAGUAUCUGGACAGGUUUGGGAUGGUUUCAAAGUCUUUUAUAUGCAGUUAGUUUUUAUGUUCAUUGCCUUAGUUCAAAUUUAUUUCGUAAAGAAUUUAUGGCAAUAAUGAGAACUAUGUCGAAUAGAAUUCAUCCACGAACAGAGGUUAUUGAAAUAACACAAAGAGAGCGACGUGCUAAUACUCUUGCAACUUCAAGAAAAUUUUAA